AUGGCAAAUCCGGGUAGGCGACACUGGCAAACAGUGAAGUGGAUUCUAUAUUACUUGAGAGACACCAAGGAGCAUGGAUUUGUGUUUGAAAGACAACAAGAACAAGCAUGCAAUGCUGGUCAUGAGGGUUUAGUGAGUUGUAGAGCAACUAAAGAAUCAGCUACGACGUUGUCUACCACUGAAGUAGAUUGCAUGGCACUAAUAGAAGCUUCCGCAGAGGCAUUAUGGCUUAAUGGUUUGAUGAGUGAGUUUGGAAUUCAACAAGAAGCUGUGGUGAAGAAUGGGGUCAUCAAUUUGAAAAGGAAUCAAGUGUUUCAAGCAGAGACGAAACACGUUGAUGUUCGUGGUCAUCUCAGCGAAGGUUGGGUCAACUCAAGGAAAAUAACAAUUGAGAAAGUUCAUUCAAGGGAGAAUGUCUCAGAUUGUUUGACCAAGACCAUUGCCAUGGAGGAGUUCAAGUGUUACUUGAACCUGCUCGAUCUUACAGCAUGUUGA
Molecule: messenger RNA, 495 nt
Organism: Rosa rugosa (rugosa rose)
Lineage: Eukaryota; Viridiplantae; Streptophyta; Magnoliopsida; Rosales; Rosaceae
Exons: 2
Coding region: 1-495 (164 amino acids)
Source: RefSeq, a predicted model, not a curated record